Messenger RNA from Heterotrigona itama, 1608 nucleotides. The record is from the annotation of a GenBank genome assembly. NCBI's taxonomy places the organism in Eukaryota, Metazoa, Arthropoda, Insecta, Hymenoptera, Apidae.
AUGCGUAUACACACACAUCCGGGGAACUUGUACGCAGAGUCGUGGCGAUUUCCCAUCGACGUAAUAUUCAAUCGGUUCUGUAGUGGGGAGAUCCCCGUGUCUGCGGAUUUAUAUACAAGAGGGACCAUCGCCUUGAAUAGAUUAGUGUCGAGCAGUGAAAUCGAACAGUUAGUUCUCAGAGAACAAAGAAACGUCAUACAAAUAAGCCGUAUAAAAUACGUGACAAUUUUACUCGCCAUCUUUAUUUUGGUCCAAUCGCAGAGGCCGCCUUAUGCAGGAAGUAGCAAACCAUAUCCUGCUGUCCUUCCGCAGUAUUUAGAAGCAGCAACAGCUGGUGCUGGUGCUGGUGCUGGUGCUGCCGCUAAUAAUAAUAUUAACGGGACGAUUGGAAAUCGAAUUGAUUCGAACAAUGGCAAUAGGCCAUUGAUGGCAGCUCCUAGUAUUCCGAUGGCGAUACCAACGAUUCCUCCAGAUUUGCCAGUGGACGCUUUGGGUGACGUUGACUUAGUAAAUAGAAUCAAAACUUGGCCAAAGGAUAAACAACCGUUUUGGUUCCUCAACUGGCAACAAAUUCAAGAACACCGAGGUGACUCGAAAAACAGAGCGCAACCAGUAGAGACACAACCGAAUCAGCGAUCGUUUUUCGCAGGCUAAACAUUUGCUUCAUAUUCCAUUCGAGACGACACAUGCAUACACUGCCGUCGUUGUUUUGCUAGUCAAGUUGUAUUUUUGUAAGAAUUUUUUUCACAAGACUUAAUCGACCGAUGAUACACUUUGUUUACUUUAUCGACACAGGAUUUUAUGUCCGGUGAAUUUGCGAUGUUGUAAAGUACAAAAAUGUAUGAACCACGGUUCAGCCACAACGUUCGUGUACCUUACGCGUAAACGAGAAAGAGGGACAGCGUUUUGUAAAACUGUUUUUACACGGCGCGCCUUUUUUUUUGGAGUAAAUAAAAGGAUAUUAAUUAAAACGAGCGUAAAAUCAAGUGUACUUGAAAACUUUAAAUUUCCAAUCCACCUGCUGAGCAAACCAAAAUCGCCAAUGAGAUGCCGCGACGAGUCGAGACGAGACAGAAAUCCGAGGAUCCGAUUGGCUCCCACGACUUGCGCACGAGUGGUUGACCAGAGGUCGGUGACGUCACGCCAGUUCGUCCAAUGCAAGCGCACUCAGUAAUAACCCUAUGUGCGUGCGGUAGGCUGAAGCGUGUUAUUCGUAUUCGGGCGUACAAACGAGAAGUUGUGGUAGAGUAUAUCGGUCCAUGAAAGAUGUUACCCGACAGGGACAUGCCAGUCAAAAUUUCCAAAGUUCGAUAGAUACCGCUUUCAUUUUCGUAUACGUAUAAAGAACGCGUAUAUCCUGCGUGCAAAUGUAUCCGAGGUACUGUCGUUUUAAGAAAAAGGCAGAUUGUACGCGACUCGCCGUACCUGACAGUCCACGCGGCCCGGCCCCAAAACACUUUCGUCUCACUAUAUACACGAGAAAUCGCAUCGUGUUUCAUUCACAACGCGAGCGCCACUGGCAAUGUCGGGAAGUGACAGCCCAACAUUCUUUCACGGCCAGCCCUGGUCCAGCUGGAUCGAAAGAAUCGGACGAGACAAGCCGUUGAG